CACGAGACGCCACAAAAACCACCGCUUCAAUCCUUCACGCGCUCUGUUGCCAUGGCGCUGAGUUUGUUUCUUGUUCCCGGCAGACACCAAGUGAGAGGUUGUGCUUUAUGAUAAAGUAUCGACUGUGAGGGCAAACUGAAGAAGAAGUGAGAUUGUCCUCGCUGUCCAGCCGAGCUGAGCAUGUGAGGACAAAGUGAGAGGACAAGGAAAGUUUUGCAGCGCGCCCCUGUCUGAGCCCGUGAUGUGUGGCAGGGUAGCAGAGGGGCCCCUGCAGGUCUUUCAGAUCUACCGCCUGCUGCAGUGCGUCCAUGAGGGGGAUAAGGUGCAGAUAGAGAGGAUGGUGAAUCUCGGGGUGGAAAACCUCAUCAAUCUCACCGAGCCUCGAGACGGCACGGGGGUGCUGCACGUGGCGGUUUCAGCUAACAAUCAGGAUAUGGUAAGCUUCCUCCUCUCCCAGGGAGCACACCCCAACAUACAGGACAAGAAGGGACGUGCCCCGCUCAUGUUGGCUGCUGAACUGGGCAAUGAUGCCAUAGUGACACUGCUGACCCAAAACCACGCAAAUCUGAGGCUCCGAGACACUGAGGGCAAAGGUGUGCUCUUCUACUGUAUCUACCCCACCAAGCGCCACAGCCGCUGCCUGCAGGUGGCCCUCAAAUGCCAGGCGGACGUCAACAACGUGUCAGCGCAGGGGACUCAUGUCUUCCAGCUCAUGUGUGAAAGAGCCCAGGAGUGCACCUCCAUGUGUCUCAUCAUGCUGGGCGCAGGGGCCGACCCCAAUGCAACAGAUCAGAAAACCGGCAUCACAGCAUUGAUGGAGGCAGCCAGGGCCGGCUCUCUGCAGCUCGUUAGAGCCAUUCUCAGGAGAGGGGGAAACCCCAGCGCUCUGGACUGCAGACGCUUCACAGCAGUGCACUACGCUGCCAUGGGGGGCUUCUUUGAGGUGAUUCAGGUGUUGUCUGCAUACUCAGCAGACAUGGGCGUGACCAACCUAGAGGACUGCACAGCUCUGCACUACGCUGCUGCCACGGGCAACGCUAACUGCUGCAAGUUCCUGGCACAGAGAGGUUGUAACCCCAAACUGAAGAACCAGGAAGGUUUGCUGCCUCGUCAGAUUGCCAAAGAUUCCGGUCACAAAGUAGCAGCCAAGGAGCUGAGGAAAGCUGAGCGCCAACAGGGGAAAGGCAACAAAUCCAGCGGGGCCACCCUCAUGUCAGAUCUCUGGGGCCUGACCCUCCAUGACUGGUCUCAUGAAUACGAGGAUGAGCUACGGCAAGCCUUUGAGAACAAAUCCGACACGGUGACCACCGAGGUGUUUAUUUCAGUGUUAGAAGAACUGAAAGCUCCUGUUGAACUGGACCAGCUCCACACAGUCAUCGCAGCCCAUGAUAAGGGGAGAGAGGGCUGUGUUAAUAUUAACGAUUUCAUCAAAGGCGUCAAGUACAUCAAGAAGCCAUUCCUCCUCUCCUCGUAUAUGCCGAAAAAGAAAAAGGGAGAAAAGGGAGGAAAGGGAGGAAAGAAGAAGGGUAAAUUUGUCCUCCCUUUGCCCAUUUGCACCCUCCCGCCGGAGCUGAUGCCCAGGCAACCUGACGGAGGCCCACCCCACUUCAUGAUCGAGACCUACUACAACCGCUCAGACGUCAGCCGCUUCGACCGCGAUCACCCGCCAGAACAUCCCAUAAUAAACGACUCAGGGUGGUAUGUGGAGCAGCCACAGAAGGUGUACGUCAAUAUUAACUACUGUGUGAAGAGCGGAGACCUGGAGUCUCUGGACCUUGCUUUCAGUCAGGGGGUUCCUGUGGACGUUCAGGAUCAGUUUUACAAGACCCCGCUGAUGGUGGCCUGCUCCAGCGGCAACUACGAGGUGGCUCAGUACCUCCUCAGUAAAGGGGCUGAUGUGAACGCGUGUGACCAGUUCUUCUGGACGCCCCUCCACCAUGCCGCUCACGCUGGCCAGCUGCAACUUCUUGAACUUCUGGUGGAAGCAGGGGCCAACGUCGAUGCUCGGGCCCUCAGCGGAGGCACGCCCCUCAUGAAGGCCAUCCAGAGCUCUCGACCCUCCUGUGUGGACUUCCUCAUCAAGGCGGGUGCCAAUGUCAAUGCAGAGAACAAGAAAGAACAAAACUGCCUGGACAUUGCCAGAGCUUUUUCAGACUGCAGGAUUAUCGACUUAGUCAAAGACAAGAUGGAUUCUCUGCCAAAACCAAAGGAGACAGCCAAAGGGAAGGGGGGCAAAGAUCAAAAGCCUAAACCUGCUAAACAAAAGGGUGUAGCUGCAGGAGGUGCAGAGCACGCAGUGACAUCGACCGCAACAACAGCAGGAAAGACGUCUCCUCAGAAGGAUUCAAAGAGUGUCAUCCUGCACAACACCAGGAUCACAACGGGGAAAAACAACACUGUAGACAUCACCUUUGUGCCAAAAACGGUUUGGGGGAAGCCGCCCACCACCAGCCAGCUGAUGUCAAAGAUAGAGCGACGGAAGGAGCUGUUAUCCCUUGAAGUGGACUUUGAUGACUUCAUGACCGUUCAGCCAGAACAUCCAGAGGAAAACACUGGAGCUGGAAAAAACCACAGAGUAGACCCAAAGCCUGCUUCAAACUGAGAGCCACAUUGUAGUCUACAAUCAAACAGCCCUGGAGACACAAG
This is a messenger RNA of Plectropomus leopardus (leopard coralgrouper), 2646 nucleotides long. NCBI's taxonomy places the organism in Eukaryota, Metazoa, Chordata, Actinopteri, Perciformes, Serranidae. The record is from RefSeq and is a predicted model, not a curated record.